GUGACAUCAUCGCGUCUCCUUCAGCCUUUCCCCCGGAAGCAACGUUCCUUUCCCGGUAUUCCUCAGAAGGGUAGUCGGUGUGGUUACGAUCCCUGGGCGCGGGGCACGCCGGGAGUUGUAGUCCCAGCGGACACAGCCCCUCCGAGUCUCCGGAAGUGGAGGCGGGAGAGGCCGGGCUGAGCAGGCUCGGGGUAGCGAGACUCGCGGCUGGUGCUGGGGCGCUUCUCCCGGGGCGGGUCAUGAACGGGCCGGCGGACGGCGAAGUGGACUACAAGAAGAAAUACCGGAACCUGAAGCGGAAGCUCAAAUUCCUCAUCUACGAACACGAGUGCUUCCAGGAGGAACUGAGGAAGGCGCAGAGGAAAUUGCUGAAGGUGUCCCGGGACAAGAGUUUCCUCCUAGACCGACUUCUGCAGUACGAGAACGUGGAUGAAGACUCUUCUGACUCAGAUGCCACUGCAUCUUCAGAUAACAGUGAGACAGAGGGGACACCCAAGUUGUCGGACACACCAGCCCCUAAGAGGAAGAGAAGCCCUCCACUUGGGGGUGCCCCCUCCCCCACCAGCCUCUCCCUGCCUCCUUCAACAGGGUUUCCCCUUCAGGCCUCAGGGGCCCCCUCCCCAUACCUGAGCUCGCUGGCUUCCCCCCCCUACCCCCCAUUCCCUUCUGAGUACCUGGCCCUGCAGCUGCCCGAGCCCAGCCCCCUGAGGCCCAAGCGGGAGAAACGGCCCCGCCUGCCCCGGAAACUCAAGAUGGCGGUGGGACCCCCUGACUGCCCUGUGGGAGGGCCGCUGACCUUCCCAGGCCGGGGUUCUGGGGCUGGGGUGGGGGCAGCCCUGGCCCCACUGCCCCCACCCAAGAUGCCCCCCCCUACGAUCCUGAGUGCCGUCCCUCGGCAGAUGUUCAGCGACGCGGGCAGCGGGGACGACGCCCUGGACGGGGAUGAUGACCUGGUGAUCGACAUCCCGGAGUGAACCCCUCUGCCCGACCCCCUGCCCAGUGCCCUCUGUGUCAGCACACACGAGCCCCCGCCUUCCGCAGAGACGUUUAUUGACGCCCAGGUGCCAUGCUACGGCCACUGACACAAUCAGAAAAGGCGUAAACAUGCACGAAUGUCCCCCGGAAGGUGGGCCCUCUCCAGGGAGGGCAGGGGCCCUGCCUUCACACCCCAGCCUGAUCCAGGGGACAGUUAUUUAAAUGAGUGGCCAGGAGCAUCUGCCACCUCUCAGAGAGGCAGAGACCCUGCGGUGGCCCCCCGCUUAAAAGGGCAGCUGUACAGGGCUAGGUGUUGUGUUUUGUUUUGUUUUGUUUUAAUGAAGAUUCUGUAUUAAAGGAGUGGCUCUUUUUUUU
This is a messenger RNA of Hippopotamus amphibius kiboko, 1350 nucleotides long. It is a transcript of the gene INO80E, whose product is annotated as INO80 complex subunit E. The coding region runs from base 240 to 974 and encodes 244 amino acids. Gene Ontology annotation, biological process: chromatin remodeling. The record is from RefSeq and is a predicted model, not a curated record. Gene Ontology annotation, cellular component: Ino80 complex; nucleus. Lineage: Eukaryota; Metazoa; Chordata; Mammalia; Artiodactyla; Hippopotamidae. The transcript has 7 exons.